UGUUGUGAUGGGAUAAAAUGGCGAAGUAUGAUAUGGAGACAAAAACAAACCAAGUCAUAGUCAUGUUCUCGAAUCUUGUUGCUUUUUUAUAUUUUUAGUUAGGAGAAUCCUGUGGCAUUUAUGUUCUUCUACACCGCCCAUUACAAUGGAAGGUUAUUACGCAGAUGAAGCGGCUUCAGAAUUCACUGAUAUACCAGCUACGGACACCCCAGUAUGGAUUUUAGGGGUUAAAUACAAUGCUUUACAUGAUGCUGCACAAAUUAAAAAAGACAUUUGUACAAAAAUUUGGGUAACCUACCGGAAAGGCUUUGUUCCUAUUGGUGAUACGGAAGGAAUUACAUCCGAUAAAGGAUGGGGUUGUAUGUUGAGGUGUGGUCAAAUGGUUUUGGCACAAGCUCUCGUUAAUUUACAUCUAGGAAGGGAUUGGACGUGGAGUCCUGAAACAAAAACUGCAGAAUAUUUACAGAUUAUACAUCGAUUGGAGGAUAGAAGACAAGCUCCAUUUUCCAUUCAUCAAAUUGCCCAAAUGGGUGUUUCGGAGGGAAAAGCUAUAGGACAAUGGUUUGGACCUAACACUGUGGCUCAAGUUUUAAAAAAACUAGUAAAAUACGAUGAUUGGACAUCAUUAGAAAUUCAUGUUGCCCUUGAUAAUUUAUUGAUCAUAAAUGAUAUUCGUGAAUUAUGUAAAACUGGUGGAAUAUCGUGGAAACCUCUACUUCUGCUAGUGCCUUUACGCUUAGGACUAAAUGAAAUCAACCCAAUUUAUAUAAAAGCUUUACAGAAUUGUUUCAAAUUCCACCAAAGUUUAGGUAUAAUCGGAGGAAAACCAAAUAUGGCUUUAUGGUUUAUGGGUUUUAUGGGUAACGAAGUGUUUUGUCUUGAUCCUCAUACAACACAAAAAUCAGGAACUAUUGGAAAGAAAGAGACUGAAGAUGAGAUAUUAGUUGAUUUAACUUAUCAUUGUAGAAAAGCGCCAAGAAUGAAUAUAUUAACGAUGGAUCCAAGUAUAGCUUUAUGUUUCUUUUGUAAAACUGAAAAGGAUUUUAAUGAUCUUUGUGAUAAUAUUAAGGAACACGUUGUUACAUCCGAUAACCAAAUGCUUUUUGAAAUUAUAUUAAAUAAACCAACGGCUUAUUUUUCGGAAUCAUUUGCUGAAUCACCGAAACAUUCGCCGAAUCUAACAAAACACAGCGAGGAUUCCGAUGAAUUCGAAGUACUUUAAAUAAAAUUAAGAAAAAAAAGUCACUCGCUAAUAUUAAAUAGGUCCUUUUUAUCAUUUUCUUCCUUAUAUAUUUUUUUUUAAUAAAUAAAUACAAUAUUUGCCUAUAGCUGUUUUAAAUUUUGUUUAUAUAUUAUAAAUGUAUGUUUUUUUUUCUUUGCAGUGUGUAAUUUGUUAAUAGUACAUAAAAUGAUUACAUGGUAAUCUCUCUUGUAUCACGUUGUAUUUAAAAAGUCUCAAUGGGUUUGUCAACUGUUAUUGUAUUACCUAAAACUCAAUAUUAUCUUAUUUGUAUGUUGUGGAUUUCGUUUUCUUUCAAAAAUAAAAUCGAACAAUUUUGCAACACAACGCUUUUAUACUGAAAUUGUAUGAUAUUAAGUCAAAUUAUUAAAAAAAUAUAGACAAUUUUCAAACAUA
This is a messenger RNA of Onthophagus taurus, 1636 nucleotides long. RefSeq names its product Autophagy-related 4a (gene Atg4a). NCBI's taxonomy places the organism in Eukaryota, Metazoa, Arthropoda, Insecta, Coleoptera, Scarabaeidae. Gene Ontology annotation, cellular component: cytoplasm. The record is from RefSeq and is a predicted model, not a curated record. Gene Ontology annotation, molecular function: cysteine-type endopeptidase activity; protein-phosphatidylethanolamide deconjugating activity. Gene Ontology annotation, biological process: C-terminal protein lipidation; protein delipidation; protein processing.